UUUCGUUUACAAAUACAAUCAUAACAUUGUUUUCUCUUGUUGUUGCUAUGUUAAUGUUCAUUUCUAUGUUUACACUUUUCUGUUCUGUUCGUCGAAACUUUUAAAACAUUGUAAUCAACUUUUAACAAAUAUGGUGACCAAUGGUAUACCUUGUGUGAGUGUUUGUGUUGAUGGUGAUAGUAAUGGUGAUGGUAGCGGUGGAUCAGGUUUACCUGGUGAACCAGCAAGUGCUAAGUCACCAAUUGUUGUCAACGGUGAUUUAAAUGAAGGUGGUGGUGGUGGUGGUGGUUCAGGGUGUUCAUCAGUUAAAGUACCCACACCAGUGGUUUCACCAGUUAAUUUUUCCAGUGGAUCAAAUUUACUUCAGGUGGGGAUUCCGUUUCCAAUAGGAUUAGGUCAUGAUCCACCUUUGCACCCAUUUUAUUCAGUUCACCCGAGAAUUGGAUUCGAUUCAAAGGAAAAUAUGGAAGCGUGGAGAUCACUUCCACCUUAUGCCUCAAUGUAUGGUGGAUAUGAAGGAGCAAUUCUAGCUGGUGGUUAUCCGAUGCUAAGAAAUGGAUAUGAUUUGAAUGGUUCGAGACGGAAAAAUGCCACUAGAGAAACGACCUCAACUCUAAAAGCUUGGCUUAAUGAUCAUCGGAAGAAUCCUUAUCCAACUAAAGGAGAGAAAGUAAUGUUAGCAAUAAUCACUCAGAUGACUUUGACACAAGUGUCGACAUGGUUUGCCAAUGCUCGUCGAAGGUUAAAAAAGGAAAACAAAAUGACUUGGUCACCUCGAAAUCGAUGUGAUGACGAUGAAGAUGAAGAAGAUGAUAAUUGUAAAGAAGGUGAUUAUGGUUCUCUAAAUGAAAGUAGAUCUAAAGAACCCGAACUACUUGUUGAUGAUUAUGAUUCAUCUUCAGAUUCAAUUGAAAAGAAACGAUUCAAACGGGAUGAAACAAAUUCUGAACCGACAAUUUUAUCAACUUAUCCUGGCCAUCUUGGUAUUCAUCAUAAUCAUCAUCAUAAUCAUCAUCAUCAACAGCAUCUUUUUAGCCAACGAAUUCAUCCACUUUCACAACAAAUUUCAUCGUUUAACCAAAAUCAAUUAGCUCAUCAAUCAGCUCAUCAACCACCACAUCAAGCACCAAAUCAACCAGCACAUCAAUCAGCUCAUCAUUCAGCUCAUCAUUCAUCACCAUCACCAACAAACUCAUUAACUUAUUCAUCCUCACCACCGCAUUCGUCAACAAGUGUCACUAUUGACCACAACCAGAACAGUAAAUCGGCUUCUAAUGGUCACGAUCAACCCAUAGGCACUUCAAAACCAAGGAUUUGGUCAAUUGUUGAAUUAGCGACAUCAUCAAAAUCAUGUGAAAAUGAUUAACAAUUUAAACUACUUUUUUUGCCCCUAAGAGAUUUUUCCCCAAAAUAAAUAUGGAUGACACAUUA
Molecule: messenger RNA, 1431 nt
Organism: Panonychus citri (citrus red mite)
Lineage: Eukaryota; Metazoa; Arthropoda; Arachnida; Trombidiformes; Tetranychidae
Product: iroquois-class homeodomain protein irx-5-like
Exons: 1
Coding region: 131-1366 (411 amino acids)
Biological process (GO): cell development; neuron differentiation; regulation of transcription by RNA polymerase II
Cellular component (GO): nucleus
Molecular function (GO): RNA polymerase II cis-regulatory region sequence-specific DNA binding; DNA-binding transcription factor activity, RNA polymerase II-specific
Source: RefSeq, a predicted model, not a curated record